Vigna radiata var. radiata (mung bean) is the source of this 1605-nucleotide messenger RNA. RefSeq lists its product as uncharacterized. Gene Ontology annotation, molecular function: GDP-fucose transmembrane transporter activity; antiporter activity. The coding region runs from base 188 to 1231 and encodes 347 amino acids. NCBI's taxonomy places the organism in Eukaryota, Viridiplantae, Streptophyta, Magnoliopsida, Fabales, Fabaceae. Gene Ontology annotation, cellular component: Golgi apparatus. The record is from RefSeq and is a predicted model, not a curated record. The transcript is spliced from 10 exons.
UUUGAGAGCUGAGAGUUGAAUUGACGGAGUCGUGAAGACGGGAUUCGGAAGUGGGCUUCGAGACUGGGUCUGACUCUAACCCCUCUCUCAUUCGUCGCCUUUCACUUCCUCGAAUUCUCCUUCAAACUCCAAUCCAAUCGCAAAACCAAACCAAACCAAACCCUUCCCUCUCCAAUUCCCUUUCUCCAUGUCUCUCAAACCGUCAAAUUCGUCGCAGAAUCUCAUGCUUCCCGUCUCCGAUCCUCCCUCCAACCAAGACGAUUACGCCGACGACAAGCUCUUCAGAGGCUCCGCCAUGACCAAACGCGGAGCCUUUGCCGCCGUCUCUUACAUGUCCUGCGCUGUUUUGCUGGUCAUGUUCAAUAAAGCAGCGCUUUCGUCUUAUAAUUUUCCCUCCGCCAACGUCAUCACACUUCUUCAGAUGGUGUGUUCGUGUUGCUUCCUCUAUUUGUUGAAACGGUGGAGGAUGAUAUCUUUCUCAGCAAAUGAAUCCUUACUUAUAUCAGAUACGUCAACAAAAUUUGUAUCAGUGAAGACUUUGAAGCACACUCUUCCUCUGUCAGGAGCAUACUUAUUUUACAUGCUAGUCACCAUGGAGUCUGUUCGGGGAGUAAAUGUUCCAAUGUACACAACUCUGAGGAGGACCACAGUGGUGUUUACAAUGCUUGUUGAGUUUGCUCUGGUGGGGCAGAGGUAUACACGUUCUGUCAUUUUAAGUGUUGGCUUGAUUGUCUUUGGUGCCUUUGUUGCGGGAGCUCGGGAUUUUUCUUUUGAUGCUUAUGGCUAUGCUGUUGUUUUCAUGUCAAACAUCGCCACAGCAAUAUACCUUGCAACUAUAUCCCGCAUUGGGAAAACUAGUGGUCUUAAUAGCUUUGGGCUUAUGUGGUGCAAUGGUAUCAUAUGUGGGCCUGUUUUACUGAUCUGGACAUUUGUUCGUGGUGAUUUGAAGAUAUCAAUCAAUUUUCCAUAUCUCUUCUCACCUGGUUUUAUGGUUAUUUUGCUUUUUUCCUGCAUACUGGCAUUCUUCUUGAAUUACUGUAUUUUCCUGAACACAACUCUAAAUUCAGCUGUCACACAGACAAUUUGUGGUAAUCUGAAGGAUCUAUUUACUAUUGGUCUUGGCUGGAUAAUUUUUGGUGGGCUACCUUUUGAUAUUUGGAACAUAUCCGGGCAAUUUCUUGGUUUUGCUGGAUCUGGUCUAUAUGCCUACUACAAGCUCAUUGGGAAAUAACUGACUCAAGUUCUCUAGAUGAUGUUUUUGUUUUUUCAAUUUGGGAGUGCCAUUUGCUUCAGUUUUCUGCCCAUUACUGCAUCCCGCGAGAAGGAAGAAGAACCUGAACGAACUCGGGUAUGGAAACUUGUGAUCGACAGAUUGAUACAUGUUGGAAGUUUUGCUAAUUACAACUUGACAUACGACUGUUUCUGGGGAACCAGAGGAGAAAGGCUGUCAUGGCUAUAGUGUAUUCAAACAUCUAAUUAACCUAGUUGUCCGUUCACGUAUUGCAUUUGAUGAAUGCUAAUGCUAUGCAUCUCUCUGGAAGUGUAACUAUUAACAAACAUUGUCUUUUAAUGGAAAAUUCAUCGUAGGCAGAAAAUUUAAAUCUA